AUGUCACAUGGAGGUAAAAAUAGAAGAAGAGGUAAAAAUGAAAAUGAAUCUGAGAAAAGAGAACUUGUAUUUAAAGAAGAUGGUCAAGAAUAUGCACAAGUUAUAAAAAUGCUUGGAAAUGGUCGCUUGGAAGCACAAUGUUUUGAUGGAGAAAAACGUUUAGCACACAUUCGUGGUAAACUACGGAAAAAAGUUUGGAUUAAUCAAGGAGAUAUUAUCUUGAUUUCGCUUCGUGAUUAUCAAGAUUCCAAAGCUGAUGUUAUUUUAAAAUAUACAACUGAAGAAGCAAGGAACUUAAAAGCAUAUGGAGAAUUGCCAGAAAAUGCGAAAAUCAAUGAGACAGAUACCUUUGGACCAGAAGAUGAAGAAUGUAACUUUGAAUUUGAUGUUGACGAGGUAGCAGAACUAAAUACCAAGAAUAACCAAGUUUCACAUGAAAGUAUUAAUACUGCAAAUAUGCAAUCCAGUAAUAGGUCCAUUGAAACCAACAAGUUUUGGGCAGAAUUUCAAUCAGCUGCAGACCAACUUUAUACUACCUCCAGGCAUGUUUUUGUCCAUUUCUCACCAUGGAAUUUCCAUGUUGCAGAUU
This is a messenger RNA of Entrophospora candida, 589 nucleotides long. NCBI's taxonomy places the organism in Eukaryota, Fungi, Glomeromycota, Glomeromycetes, Entrophosporales, Entrophosporaceae. The record is from the annotation of a GenBank genome assembly.